CAAACACAGUUUGCAUGCUCUACACUUUCAUGGAGUUCUUGUGAGCCAAAGAAACAGAACAAAGCGUGAGAGAUGCUCUGCUCUAAGCUCUGAGCUCGAAGCUCGAAUCAAACAUGUCUAUGGUUCUCCGCAUCAAAUUGCUCCUCAUCUCCUUCAAUCUCUUAGCAUGUCUCUUCAAUCCGGCCUUCUCUUUCCAGGCACGAAAUCCUGAAGUUGAAGCACUCAUCACUAUAAGGCAGCGUUUGGAUGAUCCUCACGGAGCACUCGCUAAUUGGGACCAGGACUCUGUCGACCCUUGCAGCUGGUCCAUGAUCACUUGCAAUUCUGAUAAUCUCGUCACUGCUCUGGGAGCUCCAAGUCAGGGGUUAUCAGGAACUCUGUCGGGGAGCAUUGCUAACCUCACAAACCUCAAACAAGUAUUACUGCAAAACAACAAUAUAUCUGGAGGCAUUCCAGAGGGGCUCGGCUACCUUCGAGACCUACAGACAUUGGAUCUGUCCAACAACAAGCUCUCUGCUCAAAUUCCUGACUCUUUGGGAUUAUUGAAGAGCCUGCAGUAUAUGAGGUUGAACAACAACAGCUUGAGUGGGGCAGUGCCUGUGUCGUUAGCCAGUCUUCCUCAGCUUGCUUUCUUGGAUCUGUCCUUCAACAAUCUCAGUGGACCCCUUCCCCAUUUCCCUACCAAAACAUUCAACAUUCUGGGGAACCCUUUGGUCUGUGCAACACAAAAGUGCUCUGGACCAAGUCUUGGUAGCCCACUUUCAUUCUCCAUAGAUCCAUCUGCAGACAAGAAACAGUCAAGAAAGCUAGCCAUCGCAGUUGGGGUGAGCCUCAGCUUUGUUUCAGUGAUUGGUGCUGUGUUUGGAUUUCUCUUAUGGAAAAGAAACAGGAAAACGAAGCAGUCUAUUUUGAACAUUACAGAUGUUCAAGAUGACGACCUCGAGCUCACGCGAUUUGGGAAUUUGAGGAGCUUCACGUUCAAAGAGCUGCAGCACGCGACAGACAACUUCAGCCCAAAAACCAUACUUGGCGCCGGAGGAUUCGGCAACGUUUACAGAGGAAAGCUCGGUGAUGGCACAUUGGUGGCUGUCAAGCGGCUCAAGGACAUAAUGGGAACUCCCACUGGGGAAACGCAGUUCAGGACCGAGCUAGAGAUGAUCAGCCUAGCUGUCCACCGAAAUUUGCUUCGCAUCAUCGGAUACUGUACCACGGCCAGCGAAAGACUCCUCGUCUAUCCAUACAUGCCCAAUGGCAGCGUCGCGUUGAGGCUUAGAGGGAAGCCGGUUUUGGAUUGGAGCACGAGGAAGAGAAUAGCGAUAGGGGCAGCAAGGGGGCUGCUAUAUCUGCACGAACAAUGCGACCCGAAGAUAAUUCACAGGGAUGUGAAGGCGGCGAAUGUGCUGCUGGACGAGUGGUGCGAGGCUGUGGUGGGUGACUUUGGGCUUGCUAAGCUACUGGACCAUGCGGAGUCUCACGUGACAACCGCGGUUCGUGGCACGGUUGGUCACAUUGCACCCGAGUACCUCUCGACGGGCCAGUCGUCGGAGAAAACAGACGUCUUUGGGUUCGGGAUUCUGCUGUUGGAACUCAUAACUGGAAUGAGAGCUUUUGAGUUUGGCAAGUCCGUACACCAAAAGGGUGCUGUGCUACAAUGGGUUAAGAAGAUACAAGAGGAGAAGAAGUACGAGGAAUUGGUGGAUAAAGAGAUGGCAGUGAACUUCGACCCGAUAGAGGUAGGCGAAAUGUUGCAAGUGGCGUUACUUUGCACGCAAUAUUUGCCGGCCCAUCGGCCAAAAAUGUCAGAUAUUGUUCGGAUGCUGGAAGGGGACGGGCUGGCCGAGAAAUGGGCAGCCUCCCACAACUACAUCUUCAAUGGAUCGGCGAAUUUGUCUUGUGAUAGUGCGGCAAGGCUGCGUCUGAAUGAGGACACGGACAUGUCGUCGAGCGCCUUCGUGUUGGCGGCCAUGGAUGAUGACUAUGAUGCUCACUGCAUGGAGCUUUCUGGGCCAAGGUGAUGAACACUAGUACUAUUUGUUGCAAGUGACAAAUUACUAUGUAGGAAAUAUUUGUUCGAAAAUUGUCUUUUAUACAUAUAUAUAUGUGUAUGAAUGUGUGCAUGUAUAUGUGAUUUGGGUUUGGAUUGUGUGUGGUGUGUCUGUUUAGGACAUUGGUUUUGUAGAUUAAUUCAAUUUUUGUGGUAUAAGUUUUGAAAUACUAUAU
Molecule: messenger RNA, 2220 nt
Organism: Andrographis paniculata
Lineage: Eukaryota; Viridiplantae; Streptophyta; Magnoliopsida; Lamiales; Acanthaceae
Product: probable LRR receptor-like serine/threonine-protein kinase At4g30520
Exons: 11
Coding region: 114-2015 (633 amino acids)
Biological process (GO): protein phosphorylation
Molecular function (GO): ATP binding; protein kinase activity; protein binding
Source: RefSeq, a predicted model, not a curated record